This is a messenger RNA of Oxyura jamaicensis (ruddy duck), 1298 nucleotides long. RefSeq names its product transcription factor SOX-4-like. The record is from RefSeq and is a predicted model, not a curated record. The transcript has a single exon. The annotation marks the transcript as partial. Gene Ontology annotation, molecular function: DNA-binding transcription activator activity, RNA polymerase II-specific; RNA polymerase II cis-regulatory region sequence-specific DNA binding. NCBI's taxonomy places the organism in Eukaryota, Metazoa, Chordata, Aves, Anseriformes, Anatidae. Gene Ontology annotation, biological process: positive regulation of transcription by RNA polymerase II; anatomical structure morphogenesis; cell differentiation.
GGGGCGGCUCCGCGGGGCUCCGCGCGCGCGGACGGGAGCGGAGCAAAGCGGACGGGAGCAAAGCGGAGCAAAGCAAAGAGAAAAGCGGAGCAAAAAGCAAAGCGGAGCAAAGCAGCAGCAAGCAGCAGCGGAGGACGGGGCUCGGCGCCCGGCUGGUCGCUCUUCCUGCCGGGACGUACACCUUCGUUUUUUUUUUUUAUUAUUAUUUUUCCGUGCCUUUUUUUUUUAAUUAUUGCUAAUUUUUGUUUUUGAUUUUUUUUUCUUUUUUAAUUUUCUUCUGAGGUUUUCUUUUCCCUCGCCACGGCCACGUUCUGCCUGCACGAGCCGCCCGCCGCCGCCACGGGUGCCGCAGCCGGCGCUCUCGGGGGCUCGCCGCCUCCCCCCUGAAGCGGCCGGGGGCAGGCGGACGGCACCCGGCCACCGGAGCAGCCGCCGCGGGCAGAGGGGGGGGGGGGCGGGCCUCGAGGUGGUAAGGAAAAAAAAAAAUCAGACCGACACCCCCCGCCCCCUCCAAAAAAAAAAAAAGACAAACAGACCAAAAGCCAAAAAAAAACCAAACAAACUAAAAACACUCUAAGAGAAAUAAAAAGCCUCCCCGAGUCGCUGCCGUCGCCGCCCGGAGGGGGAGAGCCGGUGUGGACGUGCGAGCGCUGCCGGCAGCGGGGCCGCGGCCGCGGGGGGCUGCUCCGGGCCGGGGCCGCCGUGAGAAGCUGCGCGCCCUGCCCCGCGCCGCGGCGGCGCCCAGCCCCGGGCGGCCCCCCGGCGCCGCCAUGGUGCAGCAGAGCGGCACGGCGGAGAACACGGAGGCGCUGCUGGCCGCCGAGACGUCCGAGUCCGGGGCCGGUCUGGAGCUGGGCAUCGCCUCGUCGCCGACGCCGGGCUCCACCGCCUCGACGGGCGGCAAGGCGGACGACCCGAGCUGGUGCAAGACGCCCAGCGGGCACAUCAAGCGGCCGAUGAACGCCUUCAUGGUGUGGUCGCAGAUCGAGCGGCGGAAGAUCAUGGAGCAGUCGCCCGACAUGCACAACGCCGAGAUCUCCAAGCGCCUGGGCAAGCGCUGGAAGCUGCUCAAGGACAGCGACAAGAUCCCCUUCAUCCGGGAGGCGGAGCGGCUGCGCCUCAAGCACAUGGCGGACUACCCCGACUACAAGUACCGGCCCAGGAAGAAGGUGAAGUCGGGCAACAGCGCGGCCAAGCCCGGCGACAAGGCGGACAAGGCCGGGGGGGGCGGCGGGACGGGCGGCGGCACCGGCGGCGGGGGCCCCGUCGGGCCGGCGGCCGCGGCCAAGCCCGCCCCG